AUGAAUGUCAACAAGAAACUCGAUCGCUUCAAGCAAUGGGCUGGAGAGCGGAUGGGAGGGGAAGUGAAGACCAACACCUCAGAUGAGUUUAAGGAUCUGGAACAAGAAAUGCAGUUGAGACAUGACGGGAUGGACAAGAUGCACAAAUCCGUCAAUGCCUACGUCAAAUACCUGAAUAAGCGCAGUGAGCUUGAUGACAAGGAAAAGGCCAUGCCUGUAGGUGCCUUUGGCUCCAUAAUGGUUAGCCACAGUGACGACUUCGAACCAGACUCGGAAUUUGGCAACUGUUUGAAGACUCUGGGAAGAGCCAAUGAGCGCAUUGCUCGCGUCCAGGAAAAUUACGUCUCGGAGGCCACGAGUACAUGGUUGGAGUCAGCAGAGAGGUCUCUUGCACAAAUGAAAGAGUACCAGGCGGCUCGCAAGAAGCUUGAGGCUCGACGACUAGCAUACGAUACUUCACUUGCCAAGAUGCAGAAAGCCAAGAAGGAGGACUAUCGUACCGAAGAAGAGCUCAGAUCUCAGAAGGCGAAAUACGAAGAGUCCAGUGAUGAGGUUCUGAGGCGAAUGCAAGAUAUAAAAGAAGCUGAGGCGGACAGUGUGCAAGAUCUGACGACGUUCUUGGAAGCAGAGUUGUCCUACUACGAUCGUUGCCGUGAGGUCCUUCUACAAGUCAAAAGAGAAUGGCCUGUUGUGUAA
Messenger RNA from Pseudovirgaria hyperparasitica, 696 nucleotides. RefSeq names its product BAR-domain-containing protein. The record is from RefSeq and is a predicted model, not a curated record. Gene Ontology annotation, molecular function: protein binding. NCBI's taxonomy places the organism in Eukaryota, Fungi, Ascomycota, Dothideomycetes, Acrospermales, Acrospermaceae. The transcript has 4 exons. Gene Ontology annotation, cellular component: cytoplasm. The coding region runs from base 1 to 696 and encodes 231 amino acids.